AUGUCUCCAAAUCAACUUCGCGAGUACCACGUCUGGUGGAAUGGGCCAGAUUGGCUUUCGCAACCGUCUCGUUUCUGGCCGCCAAUUGGCCGCCCAAUAAGCAGAAAUUUCGCGUCCGAAGAACUAGAGGAACGGGUCGUCUCGCUUCCUGCACAAAUCCAGGCACCAAACGAGCUGUUCUCGCUGUAUUCGUCGUACUCCAAGCUCGUCCGAACCGUAGCAUUGCUUCGUCGGUUCGUCCACAAUCUGAAAUCUACCGAUAAAGCGGAUCGUCGUACAGGAUUCCUCUCCACGAUGGAGAUCAACGAAGCUACAGUGGUGCUGGUGAAACUCGCUCAGGUGGAGCGAUUCGCCCAGGAGCUGGCGGAAAUCACCCGUACCGGACAAGUCAAACCCAACUCUCGACUAAACUCACUUUUCCCGAUCAUGGUGAAUGGCGUAUUGCGCGUCGGUGGUCGGCUUCGCCAUGCUCCGGUUUCCUACGAUCAGCGACAUCCAAUGAUCCUGCCGGACACACAUCCACUCACGGAACUGAUUAUGGUAUAUUACCACCGGAAACAUUUCCACGCCGGACCGCAGCUGCUGGUCGCCGUCAUACGGGAACGCUUCUGGCCGCUUCGUACCAGAAAUCUGGCUCGUCGAGUAGUUCACGCUUGCACCAGAUGCUUCCGCUGUAAACCCAAGGUUUUGGAGCAGCUGAUGGGAGAACUACCCUCGGAACGUGUUACACCCACGCUUCCUUUCGCUCGUACUGGAGUGGAUUACUGUGGCCCAUUUUUCUACCGUCCUACUCGUCGUGCCACGGCCAUCAAAUGCUACGUGUCGGUGUUUGUCUGCCUGGUAACAAAAGCUGUCCACCUGGAAUGCGUAGCCGAUCUGACCACCAACGCGUUCAUAGCCGCCUUGCGGCGAUUUGUUGCCCGUAGAGGAAAACCCGAGCUGAUUGAGUGCGAUAACGCACUGAACUUUCAAGGCGCUAAACGGGAACUUGAAGAACUGGCCCAUCUCUUUCGAAGUCAACAGCACAAGGACCAAGUCACCCGCAGCUGUUCGGAUGACGGAAUAACCUUCAAGUUCAUUCCUCCCAGGUCCCCAAAUUUCGGGGGGCUUUGGGAAGCGGCGGUCAAGUCGCUAAAAACCCAUUUACGCCGAACUGUGGGAAAUGUUACCCUUUACCAGGACGAAUUUUGGACUAUUUUAAUCCAAAUUGAAAGCUGUCUAAAUUCUCGUCCUCUGACACAGCUUACGUCGGACCCGAAUGACCUGGAGGUGCUCACACCAGGGCACUUCUUGGUCCAUCGGUCACUCACCUCCAUCCCGGAACCAAGCCUAGCCGGCAUUCCGGCCAACCGUCUGGACCGAUAUCAGCAGACCCAAGAGUACGUCCGCAGAAUCUGGUCCCAAUGGCAGUCCGAAUAUUUGUCCGGGUUGCAACCGCGCACUCGUUGGACGCAAAGGCGCGACAACAUCCAGGUCGGUACGCUGGUGCUGGUGAAGGAGGAAAACUUGCCCCCAUUGAAGUGGUGUAUCGGACGGAUCACCAAGAUCUACAGAGGAAACGACAACUGUAUCCGCGUCGUCGAUGUGCGGACGAAGGACGGAGAAUAUCGUCGGGGAAUCUCCAAAAUCUGCGUGUUGCCCAACCAGCCCGAUGUCACCAGUACGCAAGAAGGAAACUAA
This is a messenger RNA of Aedes albopictus (Asian tiger mosquito), 1680 nucleotides long. RefSeq lists its product as uncharacterized. Gene Ontology annotation, biological process: DNA integration. Gene Ontology annotation, molecular function: nucleic acid binding. Bases 1 to 1680 code for a protein of 559 amino acids. The transcript has a single exon. Lineage: Eukaryota; Metazoa; Arthropoda; Insecta; Diptera; Culicidae. The record is from RefSeq and is a predicted model, not a curated record.